Messenger RNA from Aspergillus nidulans FGSC A4, 2409 nucleotides. RefSeq lists its product as uncharacterized. Bases 1 to 2409 code for a protein of 802 amino acids. The transcript has 5 exons. NCBI's taxonomy places the organism in Eukaryota, Fungi, Ascomycota, Eurotiomycetes, Eurotiales, Aspergillaceae. The record is from RefSeq and is a predicted model, not a curated record.
AUGUCUGAUUCCAAUUCUGCCCUCGUUGCAGGCUCAUCACACCGGCUUGCAGCCUCUUCCCAGGAGCCUCUGACCUCAGUUCUUACACUACAGACAAUCCAGACACCAGCACCAACCGUAAUGGCAACAGGUUUGCAGAGCCAAAAAAAUGUUAUCCGUACGGUCGCGGUCAAAUUUAAUGAGAUCCCCCUUCCCUGGACCGAUAACCGUCCUAUUGAACCCCCUGGCUUAACAUACAGAGACAACACUGAGCACCGCCAUCGAGACGUCCUAAGUCGUAUCGAAUGGCACCGUGAAGACGACCGCUACCUCAGCUCUACGGACGGCCGCCUGAAAAGACUGGUUGUGCAAGCCACAGAUGACGUGCGUCUUGGUCCCAGAAAUGGGACGUGGGCGAGAACAGGAAUCCGCAAAGUCACGCCCAUUCAGCUGCGGAUUGUCUAUUGGGUUCUUAAGAGACAUAUUGAAGGGAAGGAGAAUGGGAUGUCGCUGGAGAUUUGUCUGAAGUGGGUUCCCGCAUGUUUGGCUAUCGCCGUGUUGCUCUUUAUUCCCGCUGAUCUCGGUGGCGAGAAGCGCAACAACGGCCUCUAUGAGCAGUUCAAAUAUCACUUCUGGGGAUACUCCUACAUCCCGAGUAACCCGCUCGAGGCGUCCACGUCCUCAGACCCGGCAAUAACACUUGCAGAUGGGAUAAACGGCAUCACAGAGCGUCCCCUUCGGCCGCGAUAUCUCUGUUUUCCCGCUGAGAACGGGAGCGUCGACAUUGUGAGAGUCGCCGACUGGGAAGCCCAGCACGGCCGGGAUGCUGUUCUGGAGUACAUUUUUAUAUCCUACACAUCCGCGCAGUUUGACGGUCCCGAUGAUUGGGAUUACCUUCAUUCUGUUGCAAAAGCGGCGGUUCGGAGCGCCGGUGUGCCCGCAUACUGGAUCUCGUGCAGUUGCAUGCCCGAUCCUGAGGAAUAUUCUGAGGAUGUUUAUAGAAUCAGCGAUAUCGUUCGGGGCUCGCAUUCAGUCGUCAUCAUUGUCGGGCCUCCUAUCAGCAAUCCGUCGGCAGAGUUUAACAUGAAGGCCAUGCUACAGCACUGGGGAGAGCGGAUAUGGACAUUCCCUGAAGUGCUUUUGAGUCCCAACACUCAUCCUCUCGCCAUCUACAUGCGCGCUGGGAAUGUGGCAAACCCCACCUAUCUACAAAAACGCAAUUUUCCCGCCGUAGCAUGGACAGAUGCCCCUGUCUCACGUCAACUGGUUGACCAUUAUGAGGGCUCUAUCCUUCUCAGCCCGCUUGAACUGGUCACCCUGGCGCUCCAAUGUCUCAGCGGCAGGGCACACAACACAGCUCCUUUUUUCCCGGGAGAUCUAACAUACGUGUUGAUGGGCCUCCUGCGACGCAGACCAAGGGUCAACAGGAACCACAGCGCAUUCCAGGAAUUCUGCCGCCUAUCUCUUGCCAACGACAGUAACCGGCUGCUGGAGCGCCUCAUAUGUCUCCUCCCCAGCCGCCGCAAGCGAGAAGACUCCUGGGAAUGGCAUGACAUAGAUGAUACUUGGAGCCGAAAUCUCUGGGACAUUACGCCUCUUUGCCAGGUAGACGGGGUUGGCGAAGACGAUACUGUAAUCCUAGGCGGCGGUUUUGCGGCGCCCAUCCGGUGGAAAUCAUUCACCCCCGUCAAUCUGCUCCUGAGAAACACGAUUAAGCGAAUGGUUUUUCGGGUUGCUGUGCGUGCGAUGCCGAGUGUUUUAGUUCUUGGCGCGUUCUUACUCGCCACCAGUCAUUCCCAGGGCGGGUCUCUUGCAGUGGUAACGGCACUGGGAUGGCUACUCAUGGGGCCUGCCAUCAUAACGAUUCUGCUUUCCCCGAGGCUAUUGGCAAAGCUGUACAUCGGUAAGCCGUGGCGUGCGCAGCCAUGGCUCUUUGGGUUUGAGGGUUAUAUGCCUAUUGGUGAGAUUGAGACGAAUAUUUUUGGAACCGAUCUAGGUAGGUUGAAGUGGGCGCCGUAUUCGAGCGAGCUGUCCAGACAUCAGAAUACGGAGGGUGAAUGUAUAGGCGUGGAUCCUAUGGCGGAUUCUGCGGUCCGUGAGAUCAUCAUCAGGGCUCGAGGCUCAGGAUAUGGAGAAGAGAAAGUGUUUACACUUGUUGACACGAAUCUCAUGACUGUUACGCUGUUUAGCGCCGUUCGUCCUCCUGUCGCCCUGGUGCUUUGCGGGAGUGAAGGCGGAAUGCAGAGGGGCUUACUAUGCUCUUACGACUGGAAGAGUCAGACGCUUUAUCGUGAGAGCGUGCUGAGAGUUGAUACGAUGGUGCUUGAGAAGAUGAGUAGGGUCGAGCGGUUCAAGCUAGGACUAAGGAGGCCGCUGGGGAAUACGAAUGAAGGGACACCCAGUGAAACUUACAGUGAUGAGCAGGAUUGA